AUGACCCAACUCCUACCCCAAAGUCUCCUUGCUCAGGGGCUUCCCUUGAUCUCUCGUGAUGCUGACUCCAAGCCGUGGAGCCUCUCUGAUCGAGGGUACUACGACAUUACUCCCCCCAGCGAGAUCUCGGAGACGGAAGACGCAUUCCCUCACCCAACCCUGGGUGCCAUCGACAAGAAUACGGAGCCACUCGUUGCCAUCAUUGGCGUUGGCUAUGUUGGCGAGCACCUGGUGAGCGUCUUCUCGAAUAAUUACAACGUUCUUGGGUUCGAUGUAUCGGAGGCCAGGACACAGCAGUUGGUACAAAAGCAGGAGGCUGGCAGCAGAGCGCGAUUCACAUCCAAGGCCAGUGACCUUGCUGAAGCCACUCACUUCCUAAUCUCGGUGCCAACGCUGUUGCUCCCGGACAAGACCAUUGACUCGUCAUACCUACGCAGUGCACUUUCUGCCGUUGGUUUCCAUGCCCGACGAGGUGCGACCGUCGUCGUCGAGAGUUCUGUGGCGGUUGGCAUGACCCGACAGUUGCUUGGGCCGCUCGCCAAAGAGCGCGGGUACUUUGCUGGCAUGUCUCCAGAGCGUGUCGAUCCUGGGCGAUUUGAACCGCCUGCCCAUGCGAUCCCCAAGAUUGUGUCUGGCCUGGACGACGUUGUGCCAGGCUCCCUCGAUGCCAUCAUGCAGCUCUACUCGCAAUGUUUCGAUCAGGUGGUGCCCGUCUCCCGACCCGAGGUUGCUGAGAUGAUGAAGCUGUACGAGAACUGUCAGCGAAUGGUCUGCAUCGCCUAUGCCAACGAGAUGGCCGACGCGUGCCUCGGACACAACAUUGACCCGUUUGAGGUUUGCCGCGCUGCAUCUACCAAGCCCUUUGGCUACAUGCCCUUCUCGCCGGGCCUCGGCGUCGGUGGACACUGCAUCCCCGUCAACCCGUGGUAUCUCCUCUCCAACAGCCCCUUCCCGCUCCUCCAAACGGCGUCGGAGAAGAUGGCAGCGCGUCCUGCUGCUGUUGCCCAGCGUGCCGUCGACCGUUUAUACACAGGGGCACGGAACGGACUGCGGCCGCGGGUGCUCGUCGUUGGCAUCGGUUUCAAGCGCGGACAGUCGCAUCUGGCCAACUCCCCUGGGCUGGAACUGGCCAAGAGCUUGGUGCUGACCAACAAGGUCGACGUCACUUGGGCAGAUCCGUUGGUGAACCAAGAGGCGGUGCCUCAGAUCGCUCGGCUGGCCGACAGUGACUGGACUGUCGAGUCGCUGGAGCAGAAGUUCGACAUGGUCAUCGUCGCAUUCCGCCAGGACGGCCUAGAUUUUGGUGUCCUUGAUCAUGUCCAGGGUGUGCACGUUGAGCGUUGGUGCGUCUAA
Ilyonectria robusta is the source of this 1353-nucleotide messenger RNA. RefSeq lists its product as uncharacterized. The record is from RefSeq and is a predicted model, not a curated record. Bases 1 to 1353 code for a protein of 450 amino acids. Lineage: Eukaryota; Fungi; Ascomycota; Sordariomycetes; Hypocreales; Nectriaceae. The transcript has a single exon. Gene Ontology annotation, molecular function: oxidoreductase activity, acting on the CH-OH group of donors, NAD or NADP as acceptor; NAD binding; oxidoreductase activity, acting on the CH-CH group of donors, NAD or NADP as acceptor. Gene Ontology annotation, biological process: polysaccharide biosynthetic process.